Messenger RNA from Lonchura striata (white-rumped munia), 7129 nucleotides. Lineage: Eukaryota; Metazoa; Chordata; Aves; Passeriformes; Estrildidae. The record is from RefSeq and is a predicted model, not a curated record.
GUGUAGCCCUCACAUUCAUGUCACCUAAGCUUAUUUUGCUUCAAGUUCUUGAUUAUUCUGUUUAUUGAGAGUAAUUUCUGGAAUAAAACUGUGAGCAGAGAGAUAAUGCUGUGCAGACUUUGGAAUAGCAGUAAUUUCUCUGAUGUGGUAAGAUGGAAUUCUCUGGGAGACUGUGAGAACUUUGUGUGUAAUUUUUAUGUUAUGACAUAAGCAUAGGAAAGUCCAUGCUGUUUCAGGAUAAAUCAGGACCAUCUAGAAACUGAUGACUGGCUCUGAGUUGCUAUCUAAUCACCUUAGAUGAACAACUUAUCUCUAUCUACCCUUAGAUUAUCUGAAGGUACCUGAAGUAUUUUCUGCCCUUGUUUUAAGAAAAAGGGCAGAGAGACCUGGCAGAAGAUGGGCAUCAAAUGUAUUUCAAUAAGUCUAUCCAUGCCUUUGGCAUCAGUCAGCACUGCCUCCUUUGUGCCAGUGAGCACCUGGACACCUGGUAGGAUGAAACAGGAAAGUUGUUUCCUGAAUAGUAUACAUAUCUGGAGUUAGUUUUCAGCUGUAUCAUAAGUGCUGGAAGGGAUAGAGUUGGAUAGGCUUACACUGGUUGAAUUUGCUUUCCUGGGUCCAGUGCAGAGCUGGUGUGCAGAAGGUAAGGUUGCAUUUUUUGACAGACCUAUUUGAAUGAUGUUGGGGUCAAUUCUAGUAGUGUGAUAGCCAUGUGCUUUAUCCAUUCCUAGGAAAGGAUGAGGAGGACAGUUUUUGCUAGGAGGCAGAGACAGAUUUAAAGGUGUAUUUAUUAGGGUAGGGAGCCCUGUCUAAAAAUUAGAACUGCUUUGAGGGGUUGAAGUGUCUUGUGUCCCUAAAUCCUCAAGUGUCAUAGGGAGAUGUGUGGGGUGUAGAAUAUUCAUGUCAUUUUAUCUAUUUGCUUUUACAUGAUCUUAAGGAAGUUGGACAGCUCAAUAAAGCUUUGAAUUACACUUCCUGUGUCCUCCUUGCUUGCCAGUCACUCUCCUUAUCAAUGAGGUGUGUAAUCAAGUACGUUAUUAAACAGCAGCUUAUUAAAAAGUAAUGUGCAGCUCAGCUGCAAGUGUGUAAAAUAAGCAAAUGCUCAAAAAAACUGGUAAGUGCAGCACGUGAUGAAAACCAGUAGUAGCUCUUGGGUGUAAUGGAGUCACCUUUUGCCAGUGCAGCUAUUCUCCCUCUCAUGUGGUUGAAUGAGGGUCGGGGAAAUUGGAGGUGCCCUUCCCAGUAAAAAUGUGCUGAAGGAGCGCGUUGGCUGAUUCAUUGCCUUGCCCCACCUCUGGGUCGCACAGGGAAUCCACUGGUGGAUGCACUGGCAGAAGUUUGUUUCCUGGUGGCUGUCAGGAUCAGCAGUUGCUCAAAUACCUCCUGCUGCUGCUAUUCUUGGUUCCUUCUAAAGCUUCUGUUCUUCCCUGAGCAAUCUUAUUCCACUCUCUCUCCUUCCUUACCCACUCCAGUGUCACACAUACAAUUCAGGGUGGAGGCUCAGUUUGCAUUCAAAGUUAUCAUUUGUUUUCUGCAGCAGCAGGUCUCCAGCCUUUUUUCUUUUUCCAUGCUGAUUUUGAGCUCUCGCCACCCUCAGUCCAGCACAGACUGACAGUCUCAGAAAGGCCAAGGGGAAAAUAGCAGUGUGCUCUUUCUUGUGUGCAGAGAAAGGUUUCUUGCCUUUAAUGCUUCAUGUCACAGUCAGGCCACAAGUCUGAUACUUUUAUCUACUUGGUAUGCCUUUAUUUCAUCUCUCCACAUUCUCCUUCUCAAAGAGGGAGAAAAGACUGAAGUGAAUCAGUGAUAACUACAGCUGUUCCUGCUGGAAUAACCAUAAUGCUAUAUACCUCCAAGUAUUUGACCACUUCUCACUAUCAAGCUUCUUCAGCUUAAGACCAUAAAAUAGGAAUUAGCAAUUUUGAAUUUUUUUAAAAUCUUCUAUUUGCAAUACAGUAAUAUUGUGGCUGGUUUGUAGAUAUAGAGGAGUGGUCAAAAUAUUUAACUGAAAGGUAAACUAAGAUGUGCAUUUGCAUCUUGUUAGUUACUCUGUGGUAGCUGCUUGUGUCCAUGCUCUCAGCCUUUUGCUUCUUAAAUUCAUUAUGAAGCAAACUGCCUUGUGCUGACAGGGCUGAGACCAUGCAGGUGAGCAGCAGAGAUGGGACACUAGGGAAUGGAAUUACAGUGCAGUGACUGGGUAGCCUAAAAGAUGGAUAGUGCCCCUCUUGCAGUCCUCAGCUAUGGUCUGUAAGGCGGUCCUUCCCUGCCAAGCUGGGAUUGAAUGUUUCAAGGAAUAGAGCUCUGAGCAGUGUUUGUGAUAGAUUCUCUCCAUCCUGAUGUGUGCUGGUGUUCACACGCCUUCCUCUUCAACGGAAAAGGUGACUGUUUUUUGUGAGACAAGUGGUUUGCAACUCAUGGCCUCCAUGAUGAGUACUGCAGUGUCGUGACACCAGGGGUCUUGUGUGCCCUGGAGAUGCGAGACUUCCCCUGGGCAGCAGGAGGCACGCAUCUAGAGAAUGCUGGAGCUGCAGGAGGGAAGUGCCCAGUGCAAAAGCAGCGAGGAGCAAAGAGAAAAAAGGCAAGCAGGCAGCCAGCACUGAGAGAAGCGGGUGGCAGAAAGUGCUUCGACGCUGCCUCUGGCGGCACGCUCCCCAGAGGAACUUGACGAGAGCCCAUCUGCGUGUGUGUGAGACUGUGAGCUCAGGAUUUCUGUCAAUGCAUUCCAGUAACCCCAAAGUGAGGAACUCCCCGUCAGGCAACACACAGAGUAGCCCCAAAUCAAAGCAGGAGGUGAUGGUCCGUCCCCCUACAGUGAUGUCCCCGUCUGGCAACCCUCAGCUGGAUUCCAAAUUUUCCAACCAAGGCAAACAAGGGGGCUCUACCAGCCAAUCCCAGCCCUCUCCCUGUGAUCCCAAAAGUGGAGGUCACACCCCCAAAGUGCUCCCGGGCCCGGGUGGGAGUAUGGGGCUGAAGAAUGGGGCUGGAAAUGGUGCCAAGGGGAAGGGGAAGAGAGAGAGGAGCAUUUCAGCAGACUCCUUUGAACAGAGGGAAGCUGGGACUCCUAAUGACGACCCAGAAAUCAAAGACUGCAAUUCUGCUGAUCAUGUGAAGUCCCAGGAGUCUCAGCACACACCACACUCCAUGACUCCUUCAAAUGCUUCAGCCCCAAGGUCUUCCACACCUUCCCAUGGUCUGACUGCCACUUUGGAGCCAGCAAGUGGGCAGAAAACUCCAUCCAAAGUGGUUUACGUCUUUUCUACUGAGAUGGCCAACAAGGCUGCAGAAGCUGUGCUGAAGGGACAGGUGGAAACCAUUGUGUCCUUUCAUAUCCAGAACAUCUCAAACAGCAAGGCGGAACGGAACACUGUACCCUUGAAUCCUCAGAUCACUGCACUUCGGACUGAACCCAAGCCCCUGCCACAGCCCCAGCCCCCUGCUGCCCAGGACCAGAACCCUCCCCAGAACACCAAAAUGCAGCCGACUCCACCCGUGUCAGCGCCAGUAUCCAAACCCACUGGCCCCCCUUGUCCCAUAGAUCAGGACAGUCCCAGUGUGGAAAGCAAAGUGAUGUCUGUGGGCAGCCCUGCCAACUCUACCCCGUUGCAGACAGAAGGAUUUGGGCAGAGUUCAACACCCAAUAAUCGAGCAGUUAGCCCAGUUUCCCAAGGUAGCAAUAGCUCUGCUGCAGACCCCAAAGGUCCUCCCCAGCAGGGGUCUGGUGGGGACCCAUCCAGUUUGGGUGAGAAUCCUGAUGGACUGUCACAGGAGCAGCUGGAGCACCGAGAGCGCUCGUUGCAGACCCUGAGAGACAUCCAGCGUAUGCUCUUCCCUGAUGAGAAGGAGUUUGCAGGAGGACAAAGUGGAGGGCCACCCCCAAAUGCUGGGGUGCUGGAUGGUCCCCAAAAGAAACCUGAAGGGCCGAUACAGGCUAUGAUGGCUCAAUCCCAAAGUUUAGGCAAAGGGUCGGGGUCUCGGACAGAUGGAGGGGCUCCGUUUGGCCCUCAAGGACACAGGGACAUGCCUUUUUCCCCAGAUGAAAUGGGGCCACCACCAAUGAACUCCCAGUCAGGAGCCAUAGGCCCAGACCACCUGGACCAUAUGACUCCUGAGCAGGUGGCCUGGCUCAAGCUGCAGCAGGAGUUUUACGAGGAGAAGAGAAGGAAGCAAGAGCAGGUGGUUGUGCAGCAGUGUUCCCUGCAGGAUAUGAUGGUCCACCAGCAUGGGCCUCGUGGGGUGGUCCGAGGUCCUCCCCCUCCCUACCAGAUGACCCCUGGUGAGGGCUGGGGACCUGGAGGUCCAGAGCCCUUCCCUGAAGGCAUGAACAUGUCACACUCGCUGCCCCCCAGGGGCAUGGCCCCUCAUCCCAAUGUGCCUGGAAGCCAGAUGCGCCUGCCUGGUUUUGCAGGAAUGAUGAACCCUGACAUGGAAGGCCCUAAUGUCCCAAAUCCCACCUCACGGCCUGGGCUUUCAGGAGUUAAUUGGCCAGAUGAUGUGCCAAAAAUCCCAGAUGGGCGAAACUUCCCUCCUGGUCAGGGUGUCUUCAGUGGCCCUGGCCGAGGGGAGCGGUUCCCAAAUCCACAGGGCCUGCCUGAAGAGCUCUAUCAGCAGCAGCUGGCUGAGAAACAGAUGGGCCUCCCUCCUGGUCUGAACAUGGAAGGCAUCAGGCCUGGCAUGGAGAUCAACAGAAUGAUGCCCUCCCAGAGACACAUGGAGCCUGGGAACAACCCCAUCUUCCCUCGCAUGCCGGUAGAAGGACCGAUGAGCCCCUCUAGGGGGGACUUCCCAAAAGGAAUACCCCCACAAAUGGCUUCUAGCAGGGAGCUGGAGUUUGGAAUGGGCCCUGGCAGCAUGAAGGGGGACAUGGGCAUGAAUGUCAGCAUGGGCUCCAACCCACCCCUGGUCCCUCAGAAGCUGAGGGAGGCAGGAGUCGGGCCGGAAGAGAUGAUAAAGCUGCGUCCCGGUGUCUCGGAGAUGCUCUCCUCUCAGCAGAAAAUGGUGCCGCUGCCGUUUGGGGAGCACCCGCAGCAGGAGUAUGGCAUGGGUCCCAGGCCUUUCCUUCCCAUGUCUCAGGGCCCAGGAGUCGGUCUCCGGAAUCUCAGAGAACAGAUCGGGCCUGACCAAAGGACUAACAACCGGCUCAGCCACAUGCCGCCACUACCUCUCAAUCCCACCAGUAACCCUAAUAGCCUCAACACUGCUCCCCCUGCGCAGCGCAGCCUCGGCCGCAAGCCCUUGGAUAUCUCUGCAGCCGGUCAGGUGCAUUCGCCAGGGAUCAACCCCCUGAAGUCCCCCACCAUGCGCCAGGUCCAGUCUCCCAUGAUGGGGUCUCCCUCGGGGAACCUCAAGUCCCCUCAGACGCCCUCCCAGCUGGCAGGAAUGCUCGCGGGCCCCACUGCCGCAGCUGCUGCUGCCUCCAUUAAAUCCCCCCCUGUCUUGGGGUCUGCUGCUGCUUCUCCUGUCCACCUCAAGUCUCCGUCUCUCCCUGCACCUUCUCCUGGAUGGACUUCAUCUCCAAAGCCUCCUUUGCAGAGCCCUGGGAUUCCCCCGAACCACAAGGCGUCUCUAACCAUGUCUUCUCCAGCCAUGCUGGGGAACGUGGAGUCGGGCGGUCCACCUCCUUCCACAGUCAGCCAGUCUGCUCCUGCGACUCUUCCUGGAAAUCUUCCCUCUAGCAGUCCUUACACAAUGCCUCCAGAGCCAACCCUCUCCCAGAAUCCCCUGUCCAUUAUGAUGUCCAGGAUGUCCAAAUUUGCCAUGCCCAGCUCUACACCGCUCUAUCAUGAUGCCAUCAAAACUGUGGCCAGCUCGGAUGACGACUCCCCUCCAGCACGCUCCCCAAACCUGCCACCUAUGAACAGCGUACCAGGAAUGGGCAUUAAUUCUCAGAAUCCUCGAAUUUCAGGUCCAAACCCAGUGGGUCCAAUGCCAACCCUUAGCCCAAUGGGAAUGACCCAGCCUCUUUCCCAUAACAACCAGAUGCCCUCUCCAAAUGCUAUGGGACCCAAUAUACCUCCUCACGGGGUCCCCGUGGGACCCGGCCUGAUGUCACACAACCCAAUGAUGGGGCAUGGCUCCCAGGAGUCUCCAAUGGUACCUCAAGGACGCCUGGGCUUCCCGCAGGGGUUCCCUCCCGUACAGUCCCCUCCACAGCAGGUGCCAUUUCCACACAACGGGCCCAGCGGUGGACAAGGCAACUUCCCAGCGGGAAUGGGCUUCCAUGGGGAAGGACCUCUGGGGCGUCCUACCAACCUGCCCCAAAGUUCGACAGAUCCAGCACUUUGCAAGACUGGAGGCCCUGGAGGUCCAGACUCCUUCACUGUUCUUGGAAACAACAUGCCUUCGGUUUUCACUGAUCCAGAGCUGCAGGAGGUGAUCCGUCCUGGAGCCACGGGAAUACCUGAGUUUGACCUGUCAAGGAUUAUUCCAUCGGAGAAGCCCAGCCAGACACUACAGUAUUUCCCUCGUGGGGAGGUGCCAGGCCGCAAGCAGCCGCAGGGCCCCGGGCCUGGCUUCUCCCACAUGCAGGGGAUGAUAGGAGAGCAGACCCCGAGGAUGGGACUAACAUUGCCCGGCAUGGGGGGCCCCGGGCCGGUGGGAACUCCGGAUAUCCCUCUUGGCACGGCUCCGUCCAUGCCCGGUCACAACCCGAUGAGGCCGCCGGCCUUCCUGCAGCAGGGCAUGAUGGGGCCGCACCACCGCAUGAUGUCACCAGCACAGCCCGCCAUGCCCGGCCAGCCCGCGCUCAUGAGCAACCCCGUGGCCGCCGUGGGCAUGAUCCCGGGCAAGGACCGAGCCCCCGCCGGGCUGUACAGCCACCCGGGCCCUGUGGGGUCACCUGGCAUGAUGAUGUCAAUGCAGGGCAUGAUGGGACCCCAACAAAACAUCAUGAUUCCCCCCCAGAUGAGGCCCCGAGGUAUGGCUGCUGAUGUUGGCAUGGGAGGAUUUAGCCAAGGCCCUGGAAACCCAGGGAACAUGAUGUUUUAAGCUGCUACCAUAAGACUGGAUGUUCUGAUCCUUGUCAAGAUGAGAUUCCAAGUCCUGAGGGCUUUUUUGGGAGCUUCAGGAGUACAGUUUGGCCAUGCAAUAGGUGAAAAGAGACCAGAGGAUGCUUUGGGAAAUCUCGAAUGUAUGGAAU